Phoenix dactylifera (date palm) is the source of this 1691-nucleotide messenger RNA. The record is from RefSeq and is a predicted model, not a curated record. Lineage: Eukaryota; Viridiplantae; Streptophyta; Magnoliopsida; Arecales; Arecaceae.
CUCCAAGCCCCCUCCGCACCGUUUUGUUUCCUCUCUCUCUCUCCAGUCUCCACCGAGCCGAAACUCCAAACCAAAACCCUCUCUUGUCUCCAUUCUGUUUUAUUUCUCUCAACAAGCGGAGAUCGCUUCGAUAGACUUAUCAGCAUUCUCUUUGUCGCGCUGAGAGUAGCUUCUCUCUUCUCCUUCCUUGCUGAAGAUUUCUAUUGUGUUGGUUUUGUUGGACUUGUUUAGCCUGGAGAGAUGUCGGACGACGAGGCAAAGGAGGAGAAAGAGUUGGAUCUCACUUUCCCUGAUGUCGUCACCAAGUACAAGUGUGCCGCCGAGAUCGUUAACAAGGCUCUCCAGCUGGUAAUAUCAGAGUGCAAGCCGAAAGCCAAAAUUGCAGACAUUUGUGAGAAGGGAGACGCCUUCAUUAAAGAGCAAAGCGGCAAUGUGUAUAAGAACGUGAAGAAAAAGAUCGAGAGGGGUGUAGCAUUUCCGACAUGCAUCUCUGUGAACAACACUGUUUGCCAUUUUUCGCCACUCAGCAGUGACGAGACUGUUUUGGAAGAAAAUGAUGUUGUGAAAAUAGAUAUGGGGUGUCAUAUAGAUGGCUUUAUUGCCGUGGUGGCCCACACACACGUCCUUCACGAGGGACCAAUCACGGGGAGGGCAGCGGAUGUAAUUGCAGCUGCAAACACUGCAGCAGAGGUUGCUUUGAGGCUCGUAAGGCCCGGAAAGAAGAACAAAGAUGUUACAGAAGCUAUUCAGAAAGUAGUUGCUGCCUAUGAUUGCAAAAUCAUUGAAGGAGUGCUUAGUCACCAGCUUAAACAGUUCGUCAUUGAUGGAAACAAAGUCAUUCUUAGUGUAUCUAAUCCUGAGACUAGAGUUGAUGAUGCAGAGUUUGAAGAAAAUGAAGUCUAUGCAAUUGAUAUAGUCACUAGCACAGGUGAAGGGAAGCCAAAGCUCUUAGAUGAGAGACACACUACCAUCUAUAAAAGAGCUAUGGACAAAAAUUAUCACUUAAAAAUGAAAGCAUCAAGAUUUAUUUUUAGUGAAAUAAAUCAGAAGUUUCCAAUCAUGCCAUUUACUGCAAGGGCAUUGGAAGAGAAGCGUGCUCGGCUGGGGCUAGUAGAGUGUGUCAACCAUGAGCUUUUGCAGCCAUACCCUGUUCUGCAUGAGAAGCCAGGAGAUCUUGUUGCUCAUAUCAAAUUCACGGUAUUGUUGAUGCCAAAUGGGUCUGACCGGAUAACCUCCCAUCCGUUGCAAGAGUUGAAGCCUACCAAGUCCAUUGAUAACAAUCCUGAGAUCAAGGCGUGGCUUGCUUUGGGCACAAAAACAAAGAAAAAAGGUGGAGGAAAGAAGAAGAAAGGCAAGAAAGGUGAAGCUAAAGAUGAUUCAGCAGAGGCAGAACCCAUGGAUGAAGCAUCAAAUGGUGCACCUUCCCAAGGAUGAAAAAUUACAGUUUUGGUGUUUUCCUCCAUUUACUGUUAGAAUUUUCUAGGUGCCUUGAAGAUUUUCAUCGUAUUUGGAUAUACAAAAUUUUAGGAUGUUUUAAAUAUGAGAAAGAUAGCUGUGUUGAGAAAGUCACCGAAGCUUCUGCAGGAUUAUGACAUGGUGGCAGAAUAAAAUCUUUGUAAGAUGCAGAAGCUUUGAGUACUUUGGGAUGUGUUAGUUUAAGAACAAAAAGAAGGUGCUAAUUCUGACUAGUA